CCUGGAGAAUCCCAGGGAUGGGGGAGCCUGGUGGGCUGCUGUCUAUAGGGUCGCACAGAGUCAGACACGACUGAAGCGACUUAGCAGCAGCAGCAUAGGACACCCAGCUGGUGUUCUGAGAAUUGCUUGGAUCCCCUCAUGCCCUGCUACAUUGGAAUUUGUACUAGAACCUUUUACUGUUGAAGCAUAUUCAAUAUUUCUUAAUGAGAUAUUGUAGAUAGGCUCUGAAUAAAAAGUUACUACACCAUUAUAAUACAAGUUCAGGAUCAAAGGUCAACUUGUAGUUCUAUUUCUGUGCUGAAAUAAGUUUAGCCAGUCAGACACAGAUAAACAAUUGUGCAGUUGAUUUGCCUGGCUAUUGAUUAUACUUAAUAAUUAGUUGGAGAAGAUUGUUAGUGAUCUAUACAUUGCCUCAUCCUAUUUGGGUCCUUUUUUUAAAAUCAGAAAUUUUAAUAUAUGUUUUAAAGUCUUAUAAACAUAAUAAAAGAGCUUUUUGAAUUCUGACAUGACUUAAUUUGCUUGUUUUCUUCUGAUAGAUAAAUUGAAACUAUAUUUGCCUUAAUGUUUUCUUUAGACAUAACUAUCACAGCUUGUAUCUGAAAAACUCAGCUGAGGUUAUUGACUGCAAAGCUUUAUUACUCCAAUAGUUGUUUGCUUUAAUGUCCCAGAGCUGCGUUUAACUAUUUUAGUUUGACAUUCCUACAAACUUGAAGUAAAUCUCUAAUGUCCUAAUGGAUUUAGAUUAUCAAUAUUGUUCAGUCUGAGAGCAUGGUACCUUAUUUGAAAAAUACUUUUCUUACAUUUAUAUAUGGCAAGGAUAUAUCUAUAAGGAGUUUUAUCUCCCUGUAAAAAGUUGAUUCCUAUCGGUGGUAGGCAGAAUAAUGCCCCACCCCACCCCCAGCAAAUGUCCAUGCUCAUCCCUGAAAACUAUGAACACUUCACUUUACAUGGUACAAGGGAUUUUGCAGAUGUACAGGGAUUUGUGAUGGAGUGAUUAAGCUUAAUUAAAUAGGUGGCAUCAAUCUAAACAGUUACUUGAAACCAGAGAACCUUUCUUGACUGGAUCAGAGAAAGGUGUGGUGGAAGAAAGAGAGAUUCAAAGCAUGAGAGUCAAUUAGCCAUUGCUAGCUAUAUGGUCAGGCCACUAAGGAUAGCCAUUCUUUUGCUCUUGUACAUCUCCUGCCUGACCAGUGCCUGCUUCAUCUAUAUUUUACCCACCUGGCUGACCUUCCUACAUACUUACUCCAGGUCCCAGCUGGUGAUUGUUCUUACCAAAGGGGCAGUGAGGUACAGCCCUCUGCUGGUUUCCCUGGUAACUAAAGAACCCACCUGACAUCACUUCCCUAAUAACCUGCAAUCUCCAUCCUCCUCCUGAGAGCAGACUGUCGCCAUGUCCUGCUAGUGUCUGCUGCACAUUUUUGGGCCUUUCUCCAGGACCUUGCUUCAGAUGGACUGGAAAAAAGGAAAGGAGUAAUACCCUCAAUAUGGCAAUAGAAAACAUGUGUAAGAAGACAAGAGACCUUCGCAGACAGCUCCGUAAGGCUAUCAUAGAUCAUGUGUCAGACUCCUUUUUGGAUACAACAGUCCCACUUCUGGUUCUCAUUGAAGCUGCCAAGAAUGGCCGGGAAAAGGAAAUAAAAGAAUAUGCUGCAAUAUUCCGUGAACACACCAGCAGGCUUGUAGAGGUGGCAAAUCUUGCCUGUUCCAUGUCAACAAAUGAAGAUGGGAUUAAGAUUGUCAGAGUUGCUGCCAAUCACCUGGAAACUUUGUGUCCACAGAUUAUUAAUGCUGCACUUGCUUUGGCUGCAAGACCCAAAAGUCAAGUGGUCAAAAAAACCAUGGAAAUGUACAAGCGCACGUGGGAGAAUCAUAUCCAUGUCCUCACUGAAGCUGUAGAUGACAUUACAAGCAUUGAUGACUUCCUGGCUGUAUCUGAGAGCCAUAUCUUAGAAGAUGUCAACAAAUGUAUCAUAGCCCUGAGAGACCAAGAUGCUGAUAAUCUAGACCGAGCUGCAGGUGCUAUCCGAGGACGGGCAGCAAGAGUUGCUCACAUCGUCACAGGUGAAAUGGACAGUUACGAGCCAGGGGCUUACACAGAAGGUGUGAUGAGAAACGUGAACUUUCUGACAAGCACUGCAAUUCCUGAAUUUGUAACACAAGUCAAUGUUGCCUUGGAAGCCUUAAGUAAAAACUCUUUGGAUGUGUUUGAUGAUAGUCAAUUCGUGGACAUCUCAAAGAAGAUCUAUGAUACAAUUCAUGAUAUCAGAUGUUCAGUCAUGAUGAUUAGGACUCCAGAAGAACUAGAGGAUGUUUCUGACCUGGAAGAGGAUCAUGAGGUUCGCAGUCACACCAGCGUUCAGACUGAAGGGAAAACUGACCGGGCUAAGAUGACUCAGUUGCCUGAGGCAGAAAAGGAAAAGAUCGCUGAGCAAGUUGCUGACUUCAAGAAAGUGAAGAGCAAGUUGGAUGCUGAAAUUGAGAUAUGGGACGAUACGAGCAAUGAUAUCAUUGUUCUGGCCAAGAAGAUGUGUAUGAUCAUGAUGGAGAUGACAGACUUCACAAGGGGCAAAGGACCACUGAAGCAUACAACUGAUGUGAUCUAUGCAGCUAAAAUGAUAUCAGAAUCAGGAUCAAGGAUGGAUGCCCUUGCUCGGCAGAUUGCCAACCAGUGCCCGGAUCCAUCAUGCAAACAGGACUUGUUGGCCUACCUGGAACAGAUUAAGUUCUACUCUCAUCAGCUGAAGAUCUGCAGUCAAGUUAAAGCUGAGAUUCAGAACCUGGGGGGAGAGCUUAUCAUGUCAGCGUUGGACAGUGUCACCUCCCUGAUCCAAGCAGCCAAAAAUUUAAUGAAUGCUGUAGUGCAAACAGUGAAAAUGUCUUACAUUGCCUCAACCAAGAUCAUCCGAAUUCAGAGUCCCACUGGGCCCCGGCACCCAGUUGUGAUGUGGAGAAUGAAGGCUCCUGCAAAAAAGCCCUUGAUUAAAAGAGAGAAACCAGAGGAAACUUAUGCAGCUGUCAGACGAGGCUCAGCAAAGAAAAAAAUCCACCCAGUGCAAGUCAUGAGUGAAUUCAGAGGAAGACAAGUCUACUGAAACCACUGUUCUACUCUAGUGUGUAUAUUACAAAGUCCUGGCUAAACACACUCCUUUAUUUUUACACUUGAUUAGUUCUGUAAGUUCACUAACUUAGAAUUUAACCCACAAAUGAUGUAAAGCAUUGAAACCCUAACCCACAUGAGCAACAUAUAUUUGGGAUCUUGUCAUUGUCAUUUCUGUAUGGCCAACAUAUGCUUAUUGAAUGAAUGAAAUCUCCAGGUGUCAUUCAGCCUUUACCAUCACAGAGUAUCUUAUAUUCAUUUCUCAAGUGAGUCCUGUUCAUCUGUAAUAGGUUAAAUAUACUCACCCUUUUCGAUUAAAUUCACCCUUUGAAUUAAAACAUUGACAUGAGCUCUUGACUUGGUUUUCAAUGCAAACAAAAGAUUUCAUAAAAAUACUUUCAAUUUAAUCUCCACAUACAUCAUUUAUCUCAUCUAACCUGGCAGACGUGUGAUUCCUUCAACAGGGGGAAAAAAAAUCAAUCUUUAGAUAUUUGAAACUACUGUCAACUGAUUGGGCUAAUAUCCAUCAGAAACUAACCAGGUAUGAGCAGUCAAGCUACUUCUGGAUUUUCAAUGUCUGUCUUGAUUAUUUAUGAAACAAUUAACAUUAUAAAAGUUAUGAGUUUUCAUGUCACAAAUGUGUGUGUUUCAGAGUUCCAUUGUGUUCAACAGUCGUGCACAUUGGGUUUUGGGUUUAAGAAGGUUCACCAGAAUACAUAUUAAUAUAUGGAGGAAGAGUUAUCCUCCAUUGGGGAUAUGGGCAUCUAACUCUAUCCCCAAGUGAGUUAUGAUACAAGAAGUGCAAAGAGUUCUGCAUGACUCUAAAAUUUUAUUUGUAUCAGCUUGCAAGUAUAAUUAACAGGAAAAGACCAAUUUGAGAAAUCUUUUGGCAUUGAGUAAAAUAUAACUCAAAAAAUAUGAGCAAAUCGUACCAUUGAACUAUGAAGUAGAGUUAAAGGUAAUGAAGCUGGAGUGAUUUUGAUAACAUUUUUUAAAAUAAAAGUCAUUCAGGUCACUUUUAACUACCAUCAUUGCUCAUUCCUAGUUGAGUUCAUAAUGGAUGUUAUAACAGUUUCAGAGACUAGUGCAAUGCUUCUCUCUCUCUAGUCCUAUCUCUGGAGGAGUCAACUUUCAGUUUUAGUUUUUUUCAUGCAUAGAGUUCCCAUUCAUAGGAUUUCAAACAUGCAUUUCCUAUUCUACUCUAUCAAAAUUAUACCAAAAUUAUGACUUCACUUUGUAAUAAAUCGUCAUUGAUGACUUUUUUGAACAACCAUGUCAUCAUAGUUUGACAAGGUAAAGUUUAAACAUACAACUUCAGUUGAUGAUAGGAGGACUAGUUUGGGUAAAAGAAUGUGUGAAACAUAAGGGCGCAUAAAAGUUGAGAGCAUGAUGUGUAUGCUAUUGAACAAAUGUUAUGGGGAACACAUUUAAUCAGUCAUUAUAAAUUAUGAGAAAAAUGAAAACUUUUCCUUGUAAUGUAUUAUAUUUUUCCUCCACAAUGCUCGGUUUCCUGGGCUAAGUAAGUAAACUUUCUAAGAGCAAAAGCUAUAAACUUCUCCCUGUGGGCCAGUAUGCACAGUAUGCAUAGUUAAAACUGAGUAUGCACUGGCCUACAAUAAUUAUUCUGAACAUAGUCUACUCCCUAAAUGAAAAAGCAGUGCAUAAAGGAAUCAGAGAGUCCAAAUAAUUGUUUUCCAAAACUAGCUAGCCUAAUUGAGGCAAAACAGGGGAUUUCUUUGUUGAAAUGUUCCCAUCAUUUUCUGUUCUAAGAGGAUGUUAUAAGAGUUACAUCUAUCACACUCUCUCAGGUAGAAGUGAGAAAAUAAUUUAUUUAAAAAUUAUCAAACUAGUAUAUCUUAGCCUCUAAGCCACACACUCAAGAAUAAUGAGUCUCAUUUAGAAAAUCUAGUAUCAGUCUGCUUCUACACCAGUCUUCCACAGAUUUGAGUUUAGGAUGCAGCAUUGGAUGCCAAAACAACAUAAACAACUUGAAAUUAUAUGAUUAUCAAAUAAUCUCUGUAUCUAUCUUUAAAAAAUGACACUUUACCCAAAUGAGAUGUGAAAAAGUCCCCCUCUUCAAAACAGAUGGUUUCCAGCUUAGCUUAAAGCAAACAACUAUAAUUAAGGAAAA
Messenger RNA from Bubalus bubalis (water buffalo), 5228 nucleotides. It is a transcript of the gene CTNNA3, whose product is annotated as catenin alpha 3. Gene Ontology annotation, molecular function: cadherin binding; beta-catenin binding; actin filament binding. NCBI's taxonomy places the organism in Eukaryota, Metazoa, Chordata, Mammalia, Artiodactyla, Bovidae. The coding region runs from base 1485 to 3092 and encodes 535 amino acids. The transcript has 12 exons. Gene Ontology annotation, biological process: cell migration; cell-cell adhesion. Gene Ontology annotation, cellular component: adherens junction; fascia adherens. The record is from RefSeq and is a predicted model, not a curated record.